Molecule: messenger RNA, 4887 nt
Organism: Rhopilema esculentum
Lineage: Eukaryota; Metazoa; Cnidaria; Scyphozoa; Rhizostomeae; Rhizostomatidae
Source: RefSeq, a predicted model, not a curated record
AAAAUAGUACCAGCUGAAAGCUCUUGAAUUGGGCUUUUUAACCAUAUAAAUAUUAUCAUUUGUAUAUUCAGCAUUACUGAGAUUAUUUGAGUUAUAUAAGAGUAAUAAAAUUUGCGAAACUUGCCUCACAACCAUUCUGUAUGCCAAAUGGCUGGCAAAAUAUUUGUCAAAACAUAUAGUAUUUCUUUUAAAAAACAUAUAGAAGUAGAUGCCUAAGAUGAAAACUAUUACUCAUUUACUUCAAGAUACCAUUUCUUAUGUUAAAAAACUUCUGGAAUGUUUUGUUAAUGUUGUUUAAAUCAGCAUGUUUUAUGCUGUAUGUCCUUCCAGUUGCUGUUACUGGAGCAUCAAUCUUCACCAAGAAAUCAUUUUCUGGAAUGCAACAAACAUCAGCUCUAGCUGGCCAUACAAAGGUCUGUGCUGGGCCUGAGGGAUGAAACAAGUUUACUUUUGCAUCUCUUUCUUCUUUGUUUAUCACUUCAACCAUGCCAAUCCACCACUUGUUAUCAUAAACGCAUGCCACAAAAUCAUUCUCUUGAACAUCCUUUAAGGUUAGAGCUUUGUAUAUUUCUCCUUUGAAAUUGUGGGUUCCUGAAAAACUGUCAUCUUCUGAUGUACGCUUGUAAGCAAUCUCAUAGGGACCAAUUGGUUCAAAGUAAUGGAAGCUUCUUGUUCCUGGUACUGUUGAUCCCAAGGCAAAACGGUCUUCCAAGCCCUCUCUGACUGACAUCAUUUCCUCUUUUGUUAUAAAAAUGAAACUGAUGUUAUUUAUAUUUUCACUGCAAAAGAGAAACAUAUCCUUUGCAGUUAAAAUCUGUUGUGAAAUUGGUCUUUGUAAACUUGCCCUAGCUGUCAGUCUCUUAACUGCUCCUCCGAUGCCAUCGCAGGGAGACUUGCCAUGGCUUGAUGCAAAGAAUGUCCAGUUUGCAGAUAACCCAAAAUCUUGCUGAUGGAGUGUCAAGUUCAAGAAAUUUUUGUAGUUCUUGUAUUAGGAAGGACAACCAUCAGAAAAAUAUUCUAGUUUGCAUAUUUUUGGCAAUUUAGUUUUGAUGACCUGUGUUAAUUCUUUUUGAAUCUGAUAUACCAAGCUGGUGUCAUGUUCCAGAUCAUCUGAUAAAAUACAGAAGGAGUUCUGCAUCAGUGUCUCAUCUUCUUUGAAAUAUACAACAAGUGGGUGCAAGGUACAGCAUGGUUUGCUCCAGUGGUAAGACUGGACCUCAUCUUGCACCACAAAACUGUAGUUCUCUGCAAAAUUACCUAAUGCAAUAGCUGUAUCCUCUCCAAUUUGUUCUUUGCGAAUCUUCAAAUACCUUGCUUGACAUUUUGCCAGAUAUGAAUGUGAAGUCAAUCUAUCAAUGGUUUUUACUACCAGGUCAAUGAAACUUUCUAAAUCUAGAGUCUGGCUUAUAAGUUUUGUACUAUCAGUACUCUGGCAUUGCUGGAAAGAUAUUUCCUCGUCUGCACUUGUAAGAGUUUCACUUAGGAAAUUUUGAAGAUACUGUGUACCUGGGCAAUCAUCACACCUAUGUAUCAUGCAGGUUUUGCUAUCUCGAUCACAAACUACCAUGUCAAUUAAGUCUUUGUAGGUUUUGUCCAGAUCUAUAGCAUCAACAAGCAGAAUUGCAUUUUGAUGUGUGACACACACGCAAACAGAAUGAGAUCCCUUUGAAUCAACAGUGAUGCACCAUUUUGGACGAAGGGAACAGAACUUUGAGAAUCCAAUUUUGAUGUCAGGCUGUUGACUCACAAAGGUUGCAUAUAACUCCUUAAGGUUGCACAAAAGAAGGCGUUUUUGUUUGUGAGUGUUAUGACUGAUGCUCACAAAAUCUUUUUUCCCUGGCAUAAUUCUUGAAAAUUCAUCAUCCUCAAAAAAUGAAUUUACUACCUCAAUUGUUCUGCUGGGAAGCUCUUUGCCCUUCUUUUUUCCUGGGCAAGCUAAGAUACCCUACUCUGUUUUAAGUUCACGGGCACGUUUUACAAAAUAUUCAGAUACUUGAAAAUAAGAAGAUGCCUCCUUUAUGCUCCAAGAUUCUGGUGUAAGUGUGAGUAGCUGGACUUUCUCACGGGAAGAAACAGUUGACAAUUUAUCACGAAUCUAUUCCAUCAGUUUAUCAAAGUCAUUAGCUUUGGUCAUUACAAUUCGGCUUAAAUGGGGUGCCUCUGGCUCCAUUAUCUUCUCCUUUUGGACUCCAACGGCUGCAGCAAAUGAUUGCUUGAAUGAAGUAACCGUUGCUUCAAACUUUGAGUUGGCAUAAGCAAGACGACGAUGCUUGGGUACACUGUGCAGCUUUUUUGGUGAUUCUCCCAAAACCUCCAAACUUUCAUUGAUAGCUUCUGUAGAUUCAAAUCUGCUGAAGGAUGAUUCAAGGUCAGUUUCACCAAAAUCCAUUGGUUCUUUAUCAUAAGAUUCAGUCAUUACAUUAUCUUUCUCCAAAUGUUCUAACUUUGUUAAACAAUUUCGACAAAGCUGCCACCCUGGAACACACACAAACUUUUUUGCUCUUAGCUGUCUAGCCAGUGCAAGGGAAAUUUUAUGACCACCUUUAACACUUUUUUGUGAUUCUUGAGUAAAUUGCAGCAUUUUGUAAAUCUCCUUUCAAAGUCUGCUCCCAGUUUCCAUUCAUGGUGAAAGCAAAUGCUCAUCACCCUCAGCUCAUUCUCAAGAGAUGGUAUCGUGAAGUUGAUUAGUAAUAGUUUUCAUCUUAGGCAUCUACUUCUAUUUGUUCUUGAAAAAAAUGCUAUAUGUUUUGACAAAUAUUUUGCCAGUCAUUUGGCAUACAGAAUGGUUGUGAGGCAAGUUUCGCAAAUUUUAUUACUCUUUUAUAACUAAAAUAAUCUCAGUAAUGCUGAAUAUACAAAUGAUAAUAUUUAUAUGGUUAAAAAGCCCAAUUCAAGAGCUUUCAGCUGGUACUAUUUUCAAUUCUUGAAAAUUUUGCAGACUUUGCAAAAAAUGACAUUCAAAUUGGCUAGUCACAAAAUCUAAGAAGUCUAAUAUAAACUUUUAACCUACUUUUUGAGUAACUAGCUUUGCUUUGUUGAUGUUUUGGUGGUCAUAUUUGAAAUCUGCACUAUCAGAAUGUACUGUGUAGAUAAUUUGAUGUAAAUAUUGUGAUAAAAAAAACUUUCACAGGACUUUGAAUGUUAUUAUUUAUCGCUGGCACAAAUUUUGGGCGGACCACGCCCUAAAAUGAGCCAACUUUUGACUGGCCGUAUCUCCGGAACGCCUUAACCUAUUGUGCUGAAAUUUUGGGUGAGGUGGUUUCUCCUGGGACUGAAUAUUUAUUGUAAAAUUCAUCAAAAUCUGAGAGGGUGGGUGACACUGACCUUAAAUUUGACAUGGAAUGACCCUAGACCUAAUCUUUUAUCAACGUGAAUUUAAUAAACUAGGUAUAUUAUAUCACAGAAUUGAAAGUGCUUUUCAAAUAAUACGGAAAAAAGUUUCCUAUAAAAUUGUGUUCUUCAGUAUUUGGGGGACGGGGAUGGACCACGAACUACCUACCAAGCACUGUUGGUCCUUCAAUGCCUUUGCGCCGUUUAUAUAUUAAACUUUUAUUUAGUUAAUGGCAAUCAAACACAUCAGCACUUGAUGUCUUGCAAAAGCAUGACAAUUUUCUGCAAAACAAAUUUAUAAUUUUAUUACUGCAGGAAAAAACCUUAUCUUAUAAUUUAUCAUUUUCUCCAUAGAAAGAGUCUGCACGAAAAAACUAACAGUCUGUAGUUGUAACUGGCCAUUGCGUAGAAAGACUGCGGUGGAGAAAUAACUCAAGCCAAUUGCAAAUUACUUCCGUAAUUAGAUGUGGAUGGAAAACACACGGGGACUUCUCUGUGACCGUGGAAGUGUAACCUUACCUUUAUCAAAAUAUGCCAUGUUCCAGUGUCUUAAUCGCCUUUCUUUUGGUUACCGUUCCACUUUGGGGAGGCAAUUCAGUUACAGAUUUUUGCAGCCAGCCCCUGGGAAUGAAGACUAGAAUUAUUGCAAAUGAUCAAAUAACAGCAUCAUCCUCCAUCCCAAACUACGAACCACGCAGAGGCUAUCAUGCUCGCCUUGACAACACAGAUUGUUGGUGUGCAGAUCAAAGUCAACCAAGAAUUGGACAGUGGGUGAAAGUGGAUUUGAAGCAUACAUUUAGCAUAACAGGUAUCACCAUCCAAGGAGACCCUACAGGUGCAUCAAGUUACAUAAAAGAGUUUACUCUCAGGUACAGUGUUGAUCUGACGAACUAUGUGUAUGUGACAACAACCACAUACAAUGAUCCAAUGAAAUUUACAGGAGCUACUGGUCCUAACCAGAAAAUAGAUGUGAUGUUUCCUAAUCGACCUUUUUCUGCACGAUAUCUUGAAUUUAGACCUACAGACUCAAAUAGUGCUUAUUUGUGUGCUAGAUUCGAACUCUAUGGAUGCCUCUAUGUCUGUGGACAGGGCCUUGGCAUUGAGCAUGGCAGUGCACUUCCUUCAGGCUUUGCAAUGACGUCAUCUUCCCACUCCUCUGGACAAGAAGCGGUAUCAGGUCGUUUAAACAAUCCAACAUCCGCUUGGUGUGCCUCGGGAACCACUAGCGAGUUUCUGCAAGUAGAUUUUGGGAAAAUCGUUACCGUCAGUGGAAUUGCAACUCAAGGUAGCCCUAGCUCUGCAUCUUGGGUGAUAGAUUUUUAUGUUGACUAUGGUACAACACUCAGCUCUCUUGUCACCUACCAAGAAAAUACUGGGAAUAAGCUUUUCAUUGGAAACUCUGAUCAGAACACGAUUGUUGUGAACUGGUUCCGUGUGCGGCUGCAAACGAGAUACAUGAAAAUAAAACCAAACACGUACAAUUCAGGUGUCUGUAUGCGAAUUGAGAUUCUUGGCUGCAACUUAGGUAACAACUCAUCCUUACAUUUCUACGAGUGA